Molecule: messenger RNA, 1820 nt
Organism: Mandrillus leucophaeus (drill)
Lineage: Eukaryota; Metazoa; Chordata; Mammalia; Primates; Cercopithecidae
Gene: CA14
Product: carbonic anhydrase XIV
Exons: 11
Coding region: 399-1412 (337 amino acids)
Cellular component (GO): plasma membrane
Molecular function (GO): zinc ion binding; carbonate dehydratase activity
Source: RefSeq, a predicted model, not a curated record
AUUUAAGGAGCUGUUCACCAGCAGCCCAGGCAGCACCCCCCUCCACACAUACACCCGUCCAGAGCCACCUUAAAAGCAGGAGGCAGUUGUAAAGUCGCUGGCCAGCUAGUGGAGUGGAGACUGCAGAGGGAGAUAAAGAGAGAGGGCAGAGAAAGAGGCAGCAAGAGAUUUGUCCUGGGGAUCCAGAAACCCAUGGUACCCUACUGAACACCAAAUCCCCUGGAAGCCCACAGAGACAGAAACAGCAAGAGAAGCAGAGAUAAAUACACUCACGCCAGGAGCGCGCUCUCUCUCUCUCUCUCUCUCUCUCCCCCCCCCUUCCCUCCCUCUGUCUCUCUGCCUGUCCUAGUCCUCCAGUCCUCAAAUUCCCAGUUCCCUGCACCCCUUCCUGGGACACUAUGUUGUUCUCCGCCCUCCUGCUGGAGGUGAUUUGGAUCCUGGCUGCAGAUGGGGGUCAACACUGGACAUAUGAGGGCCCACAUGGUCAGGACCACUGGCCAGCCUCUUACCCUGAGUGUGGAAACAAUGCCCAGUCGCCCAUCGAUAUUCAGACAGACAGUGUGACAUUUGACCCUGACUUGCCUGCUCUGCAGCCCCACGGAUAUGACCAGCCUGGCACCGAGCCUUUGGACCUGCAUAACAAUGGCCACACAGUGCAACUCUCUCUGCCCUCUACCCUGUAUCUGGGUGGACUUCCCCGAAAAUACGUAGCUGCCCAGCUCCACCUGCACUGGGGUCAGAAAGGAUCCCCAGGGGGGUCAGAACACCAGAUCAACAGUGAAGCCACAGUUGCAGAGCUCCACAUUGUACAUUAUGACUCUGAUUCCUAUGACAGCUUGAGUGAGGCUGCUCAGAGGCCUCAGGGCCUGGCUGUCCUGGGCAUUCUAAUUGAGGUGGGUGAGACUAAGAAUAUAGCUUAUGAACACAUUCUGAGUCACUUGCAUGAAAUCAGUCAUAAAGAUCAGAAGACCUCGGUGCCUCCCUUCAACCUAAGAGAGCUGCUCCCCCCACAGCUGGAGCAGUACUUCCGCUACAAUGGCUCGCUCACAACUCCCCCUUGCUACCAGAGUGUGCUCUGGACAGUCUUCUAUAGAAGGUCCCAAAUUUCAAUGGAACAGCUGGAAAAGCUUCAGGGGACACUGUUCUCCACGGAAGAGGAGCCCUCUAAGCUUCUGGUACAGAACUACCGAGCCCCUCAGCCUCUCAAUCAGCGCAUGGUCUUUGCUUCUUUCAGCCAAGCGGGAUCCUUGUACACCACAGGUGAAAUGCUGAGUCUAGGUGUAGGAAUCUUGGUUGGCUGUCUCUGCCUUCUCCUGGCUGUUUAUUUCAUUGCUAGAAAGAUUCGGAAGAAGAGGCUGGAAAACCGAAAGACUGUGGUCUUCACCUCAGCACGAGCCACGACUGAGGCAUAAAUUCCCUCUCAGAUACCGUGGAUGUGGAUGACUUCCCCUAAUGCCUAUCGGGAAGCCUCUAAAAUGGGGUGUACGGUCUGGCCAGAAACACUGUAGAAGUAGUAGGCAGAUGUCCUCCUUCCCCUGGACAUCUCCUACAGAGAGGAAUGGACCCAGGCUGUCAUUCGAGGAAGAACUGCAGAGCCUUCAGCCUCUCCAAACAUGUAGGAAAUGAGGAAAUCCCUGUGUUGUUAAUGCAGAGAACAAACUCUGUUUAGUUGCAGGGAUAUAUCCCAAAGUCCUCUACCCCCUUACUUUUAUGGCCCUUUCCCUAGAUAUACUGCAGGAUCUCUCCUUAGGAUAAAGAGUUGUUGUUGAAGUUGUAUAUUUUUGAUCAAUAUAUUUGGAAAUUAAAGUUUCUGACUUUAA